Messenger RNA from Acanthopagrus latus (yellowfin seabream), 2311 nucleotides. RefSeq names its product macrophage mannose receptor 1-like. Bases 787 to 1704 code for a protein of 305 amino acids. NCBI's taxonomy places the organism in Eukaryota, Metazoa, Chordata, Actinopteri, Spariformes, Sparidae. The record is from RefSeq and is a predicted model, not a curated record. The transcript is spliced from 6 exons.
GCACGAUUUAGAAAAGAUUGGACAGGGACUGUAUGUGGAUUAUUGGCGGCUUUUGAGAGCAUAAGCUGAAGUCUGACAGGCAGGAUAAUGAGUGAGGGGUUUGCUGCUGACCUCACCGCUGAAAGAGGAGACAAAAAGACAGGUGGCGCAAGAUAAAUAGAGACUGAAGAGAGAGAAUAACGAGGCAAAAAAAAAGAGAGAGAGAUCCUUCGUUGCGGCCCUGAACAUCACCGAAACCUUCAAUCUUGGUUACAGAGGUGGACCUUGAAGAAUGAUUCAGAGGAAACUAACUUGUAUGAAAAUAGGAAAAUCAUUACUUGUAUAGUAAUCAGUAAUUUAUUUUGGAUUUUGAGCCUGUCCUCAUAUUGAAAUGGUUUACAGUUCACUUAAGGACAAAAAUAAGUCAGACCAUGAAACUGUAAUACAACUUUGAGUCUUUAUUGACUAAUCAGUGGAAAAAAGAGGAACAUCCACAACAGCUAUUUAUGUUACUGUAAGGUCGUGACUAAGAAGAAGACGUCGUGAGCAUUUCUCUCACCCUGUCGUUACAGCAUUUGCAGAUUCUUACAUAUUUUUGUGAAAUGCAAAUGAGCCCUCGUGAAUCUCAUAUGCAAACAGCAUUUCCAUGAGGUCCUUUGGGGCGACAGAAAGGAAGAAUAACAACCUGCAGAGGUGAACUGUAUCUCUCAUGAGGAAAACAUCUGAGCAUAAGUAAAUUCAACUCGGAAAAGCUUGGACCUGCACUGAGAGAAGCAUAAGAUUCAUUGUUUACAUCCCAGGAGAAAUAUGCUCCAUCUGGUGAUCUGGCUGCUGGCUUCAGGUUGUGUCACUUUGUGCUCACCCAUUCAUCGAGAGUACCACCUGAUAAGCGAGGCCAAGACAUGGGCCCAGGCACAGAGCUACUGCAGAAACAGCUACACUGACCUCGCCUCCGUCAGCAACCGAGAUGACAUGCGGAGGCUGGUGGAGAUAGCGGCAGCCAGUGGUGAGGGGAGAAGUAUCUGGAUUGGUCUGAAAAAGGGGGGUGUGGUGGGGUCCUGGAUGUGGUCUGUGGGAGAGGCUCAGACCACUGACUACACUAACUGGGCCAGUCCACCUGAUUCCUCCUACAACUGUGGAGGCAUGAGGGGUGAUGGGAAAUGGCUCAGUGCAUCCUGUGAAGCAGUCCUUCCCUUUGUCUGCCAGGAAGGUGAGGGCUCCAGUAAGAUGCAUGUUGUUCUUGAGGAGAAGUCUUGGAGGAGUGCCCAGGGGUACUGCCGACAGAAUUACCACGACUUGGCCAGUGUGAGCAGCCAGACCGAAAAUCAGGCCUUACAGCAAAUGCUUAAUGAAAGCGGGCCAUCGACGACCACCUUCUGGAUCGGUUUGUUCAGGGAUCAGUGGACAUGGUCGGACCAGAGCAACAGUUCCUUCAGAUACUGGGAGAGCGAUCAGCCAAAUCACGAUGGAGAGUGUGUUUUGUUUGACACCUUUUACGAGACGUUGUGGGACAGAGCGUGUGGCAGCUCAUUUCCCUUCUACUGCUACAGUGCAGUCACAUGGAGGUAUGUCGUGAGGCUGGAACUGAAGUCAGACUCGUCCUUGAACUUGGGUGAUUCUGCUACGAGCGAAGCCAUUUUGGCCCAAAUCCAAAAAAGGUUUGAGGGUGCCAGGGUUCAAUGGAGAGUCCAGCCAGAUGGGACGAUUUUCAAGAAAAAAGAGUGAAACCUGCAGUGCCAAACAGGACGGUACAAUUACUCCUGAACGUCUGUAUGGACAGUUUCAAUACUCAGAUAUAAUUUUUGUGUCGAUGAGGUGGAAUUUAACAUUUUUCAUGAUGUUAUCAAUGGUUUAUAUUUGCUAUUUCUUUUUAACCAACAGUAGGUGUGCUUUUAUUAAAGUCUUUUUAAAUCACUAAAAACUGUCAAAGACAAAGAGAUCUUUGUCGCAGAUAUAUUUACUGAAUUAGCAUGCUAACCCGCUAGCCUCAGCUCGUCCUGUCUUGCAAAAAAGACUCCAAGUUCCCAGUUUGAACUGCAAGCUGUUUGCCUGGUGACAUUGGAGUGACAUACUUCACCUUUAAAGGGGAACACCACUGAUUUAUAACAUUUAAGUCUUUUUAUAGGUGUCAGGGAGUUCUACUGCAUAUGUGAAAAAUCACUGUGUCAAGAUUGAAGAGUUGCAUUUUCGUUAAUGUAGGCACUGAGUUUUGAAUAGAAGAAUGUUACCGUGUGAAAAAAAUUAAUAAAUACAUGUAGUGUCUCUGGUUCUGUCCAUUGUGACUCUGACUGUGGGAGUGUGAUGCUAAAUGUGAAGCAACAAACAGACACGC